AGGAUGGCAUUCUGUCUGGUCCUGCGCAUGGCGCUGCUGCUGCUCUCCGGGGUCCUGGCCCCAGCAGUGCUCACAGCCGAGGGUCCGCAGGAGCCCGCGCCCACCCUGUGGAACGAGCCCGCCGAGCUGCCGUCGGGAGAGGGCCCCGUGGAGAGCACCAGCCCCGCCCGGAAGCCCGCGGCCACCGGACCCCCGGCCCCCACGGCCGCGCCGGGCCCCGAGGACAGCACGGCGCGGGAGCCGCUGGACCCGGGCAGCGGCUCGCUGGGGCCCGGCGCCAUCGCCGCCAUCGUCAUCGCCGCCCUGCUGGCCACCUGCGUGGUGCUGGCGCUCGUGGUCGUCGCGCUGAGAAAGUUUUCCGCCUCCUGAAGCGAAUAAAGGGGCCGCGCCCCCGCCGCACGGCGCGACUCGGCUGCAACCCCGGUGGCGCCCCCGUGUCUCGAGUGUGUCCGCGCGUGCGUGUGGGGGCGAGCGGGGCGGGUG
This is a messenger RNA of Lutra lutra (Eurasian river otter), 483 nucleotides long. RefSeq names its product secondary ossification center associated regulator of chondrocyte maturation (gene SNORC). The transcript is spliced from 3 exons. NCBI's taxonomy places the organism in Eukaryota, Metazoa, Chordata, Mammalia, Carnivora, Mustelidae. The coding region runs from base 4 to 369 and encodes 121 amino acids. The record is from RefSeq and is a predicted model, not a curated record. Gene Ontology annotation, biological process: cartilage development. Gene Ontology annotation, cellular component: cell periphery.